AGAUAAAUUCGUCCCGAGAGUAGAUGUCAGCACGUGCUGCGAACAGUGCGAAUUUCCCUCGUCGCAAGUCCGCGGGUCGUCCCGGAGCGAAUAGGAGUUCGAAGAAGAGUCUCGUCAGAAGCCUCUCUCGGCGACGGAAACGCGUAUCCGAAUCAGAGUCCGAGACCUCGUCGCCGCCUCGCCGGUUGUUGUUGCUCGUUCGUUUCGUUGUGCGUGGAAAAAAAUGGCGUCCCUGGCGGGUGUCCGGCUGCUGGCGAGGAACGCCGGCUGCCUCAGGAUCAACUCGCUCAAUCGGCUGUGCUGCGGCGCGCUCGUUCAGAUGCGAUGCGAGCAGAGGCUGCUGUUGCAUCACGCCGCGCGGACCACGCUUGUCGUGCCGCAGGGCUUAAGGGACACACGCGUCAAGCAGGUGCGCCAGUACAGUCAUAAGGAUCCGCUAACCCUUGACAUUAUCAGUCAGCGGGUGCUCUUGGUUCUGAAACUUUAUGACAAAAUUGAAAGCACAAAGCUGAGCCUGGAGUCGCAUUUCAUGGACGACCUGGGUCUGGACUCCCUGGACCACGUGGAGAUCAUCAUGGCGAUGGAGGACGAGUUCGGCUUCGAGAUCCCGGACAUGGACGCGGAGAGGCUACUUAAACCCAAGGACAUAGUGCGCUACGUCGCGGACAAGGAGGACAUAUACGAAUAACACGCCUCGUGUAUUAUUUAUAUGCGCUUAGUCGGAACAUCCGCCGUUGUUUCGGCCGGAGACAACGGAUCCACAGCUAUUUCUUUUACCUUGCUGUCGCCAUUGUUUUUUUUUUCUGUAUAUAGGUCACUCAUCACUAUGUGAAUAAAAAAAUAUGCGAAUUGUUA
Messenger RNA from Wasmannia auropunctata (little fire ant), 855 nucleotides. RefSeq names its product acyl carrier protein, mitochondrial (gene ND-ACP). The transcript is spliced from 3 exons. Lineage: Eukaryota; Metazoa; Arthropoda; Insecta; Hymenoptera; Formicidae. Gene Ontology annotation, molecular function: acyl binding; acyl carrier activity. Gene Ontology annotation, biological process: fatty acid biosynthetic process. The coding region runs from base 224 to 688 and encodes 154 amino acids. The record is from RefSeq and is a predicted model, not a curated record. Gene Ontology annotation, cellular component: mitochondrion.